AUGGACAGGUCCUUCCUUCACAUAGAUAUUUUGCACUUGAAGGAGCAAUUGGCUCAGUCUCAGGAGGAGAUCGCAGAUGGACUGUCUUCGAUCAGCGAUCUCAUACAACAAGUGGAUGGUUUGACUCCCCUAGAGGGUCAGUUGGCACUUUCGCAGGCGGAGAACGCCAACCUACGUCGUCAGCUUGCGGAACACCUCGAGGUACACGACCAGUUGCAGGUGAUGGAGCAUGAUCGGGAUCGGGCUAUAGCUGAACACCGUGCUCUCCUCGAUACACUGAACAGUGCUAUACUCGGAUCCCGGUCGUCUGCGCUGACCGCUCGAUCGACGCCUAAGAGUGCUACUCCGGCCGGAUCGCCCCCUGCUCCCACUACCCCGGUAUCGAGAUCGCUUGCCCGUAGGUCCAGAUCGAGAUCGUCCGGCCCGCCUGACAAGCGUCGGCGUAUUCAACCAAGGUCACGAUCCAGAGAUUCUUUCACCGCCCGCGUGGCCUCCCAGCUAUUGUCGUUGAACCCUUCAAUGCCUUUAAACAAACUUCCCAGAUUGGCCCCACCCGAGCCUCCACCGAAUUCUUCUUGUUCUCCGCUUUCGUCCGCGGCUUCUGGGACUGGAUCGGGAAGUGAGGAGCUGACCGAAUCGGAUGCCCGAUCUUCGACCCCGAACCCCUUUCCGGCCGCUCGGGUUGUUCCCGCUUCUCCCGCAGCUACUGCGUUGGCUCAAGCACUGUUGCGUUCGCCUUCUACAGACGUUCCGAAGCCUCGUUAUCUUUCGUACCCAUCCACUCCGGUCGCGGCUGUCCCCGUAGUCGAAAUUCAAGAUAAUGGCGGCGUAGAAGACGUGGAGGUAUCGCCGACAGGGGAGACCCACAGCGAGACUGGCUCUGUUAGUCCGCCUUCGGAGUCCACUGCGCUUUCGAAUCGCCAUUCGUCCGAUAGCGAAAACAGCAUCACCCUUCCGGCGCGCCAAGUGGCUAACAGAGUCUUCUCUUCCGUUGACUUCGACAAUCUUCCGCCACUCCAGCAACCACGGGAUCGGUGGAUUCCAAACUAUCUGGCGCCCUCCCGACGAGUAGCUUCCGAGAUUGCUCCAUGGUCCGUUUCGCGGAUCGCGAUGGUUUGCGUGAGGAACAUGACCAUUGAGCUGUUGUGUCACCACUACUCCAAGCCCAGGAAUUUUCUGUUUCCCUUCUACAAUCAUGGACGAGCUCCGCCUACGGGGACUUGGGCUUCUGGGCUGAUCUCGCGGCAACACAUCGAGACUCUUUACGCUACAGCCCCUUGGGAUAACAUCAUAGUCCCAGUGAACCCGAUAUCGUUCACCAUGACUGGGUGGUAUCGUGAUAUGAGUCAUCGGUACCUGGAGCUUGAGUCCACUCAUCGACAAGCUCUGUGGGAAUCCACUCAUGCUUUCCCGAUUCCUCCGGCUCAACGGUGA
This is a messenger RNA of Peronospora matthiolae, 1434 nucleotides long. The record is from the annotation of a GenBank genome assembly. Lineage: Eukaryota; Oomycota; Peronosporomycetes; Peronosporales; Peronosporaceae.